AGCGUUCAGGUUUCAAACAUCAAAUGUAGCGUGUUUGCUAAUUUCCCGUUUGAGUUUCCGCGAGUUGGUUUGUCUCCACCAAUCAGCGCCGGCGAAGCUGCAGCAUAAGCCACGCCCUCCGUUCUCCGACAGAGCAGGAACAUUUUGUUUAGGAAGCCAAAUUAGUUACAACAGCUGGACGGACAACCAGCGGCUCUCCGCGUUUUAAUCCAGAACUGUUACCGAGGUUGAGACUACCUUCUCCGAACCGCUGCCAGGCAGACGUUAAGACGGCAAAACUUUAUUCGGUAGGAGUUAAGUAAUGACCGAUAAACACGCCCUCCCUUCAUGUUUCCCUUCAACAAAAAAGAAGUUAUGGAUUUACGCAACAGGAAGAAAAGAAAGGUAAGCGGGGGCGUGCGGAGUAGCAGGCGCUCGGCGGCCGCAAGGAUGAAGCGGGAGGCGGUGAAAAUCCUCCGCUCCCUCUCGGUGGAGAACAACCAUGUGGAAGUCAUGGACGAGGAGGACAACGAGGACUGCUUCAGUAGUAUUAGCUUCCUCCGUAGUGACCCGUCCGGACCCUCUCCCAGGUACAGCCUGCUCCGGGAGGUGGGCCGGGGAAGCUACGGAGUGGUGUACGAGGCCGUGGCCCGGAAAACCGGGGCCAGAGUGGCGGUAAAGAGGCUACAGUGCGACGCUCCUGAAAACGUUGAGCUAGCUCUGGCCGAGUUCUGGGCCCUGACGAGCCUGGAGAACCGACACCAGAAUGUGGUCCAGCUGGAGGAGUGUGUCCUGCAGAGAAACGGCCUGGCCCAGAAGAUGAGCCACGGUAAUAAGAGGUCCAAACAGUACCUGCGCCUGGUGGAGACCUCGCUCAAAGGGGAGCGUAUCCUUGGUUACCCAGAGGAGCCCUGCUACCUUUGGUUCGUCAUGGAGUUUUGUGAAGGUGGCGACCUCAACCAGUACAUCUUGUCUCGGAGGCCCGACCCGCAGACCAAUAAGAGCUUCAUGUGCCAGCUGACGUGUGCCAUAGCUUUCCUGCACAAGAACAACAUCGUCCACCGGGACCUGAAACCGGACAACAUUCUCAUCUCGCAGAAAUCCGGUUCGCCGGUUCUUAAGGUGGCGGACUUUGGUCUCAGUAAAGUCUGCGCAGGCCUGAAUGCCAAAAACGGCGAAGAGCAACUUGUGGCUGGCGCCGGCGCCAGGGGGAGCAACCAGAACAGGGUCGGCAACAUUAACAAGUUCUGGUUGUCGUCAGCUUGUGGGUCGGAUUUCUUCAUGGCCCCAGAGGUUUGGGAGGGACACUACACAGCGAAGGCUGACAUCUUCGCUCUAGGCAUCAUCAUCUGGGCAAUGAUUGAGAGAAUCACUUUUAUUGACGCUGAGUCCAAGAGGGAACUGUUGGGCACCUACGUCCGACGGGGCACAGAGAUCGUACCUGUUGGGGAAGCUCUGCUGGAGAACCCCAAGAUGGUGCUCCACAUCCCUCAGAAGGCCAGAAGCUCCAUGUCUGAGGGAGUGAAAGAACUCCUCCUGGACAUGCUUGCCGUCAACCCUCAGGACCGCCCGGACGCCCUCCAGCUUGAGAUGAGGAUGGACCAAGUUACGUGUGUUGCAUGACGAAACCAGAUGCUUCCCCAAACUUGUCAUCGAAGAAGGGACCCAUGUCCUUCCCAGUUACGUCGACGCCGUGGCCGAAGGCUCCAGUGGAACCAGAACGACCCGAACUGUGAAGCAUUCAGGAACCCGGCCGAGCCGGACGUCCCAAACUGGACAUUUACUCCCAAAACCUCACCACCGUUCUCUGGUCGUGACGGUCGAUUCAGAAACCGGGUUUUAUUUGUUGUUUUUGUUGUUUAUUUUCCUGCAUCCUGAGAUUGAGCCUGUGCACCCCCGCGGCCAUUGCAGCCUGUGCACCCCCGCCCCCCCGGUGGCCCGUGCCUUAAUGAUGAUUUACACAAAGUGCGAUUGGAAAUAUUCGCCCCCAAGUCUGUAAACUUGUGAAGUUUCAGAUGGAAAUGUGCAACAAACUGAGAACUGCUUUCUUAUUUUAGUGUUUUGGAUUGGGAUGAGAUUGUUCUGGUUGGGGACCCAAACGCUGCGGUUCUGUUCAGAUUCAGAAGAUGUAACAAAGGUCGGAAAUAAAAUCCAACAUCUGCUCAUGAACUCUGAUGUCACAUUCCAGGCAGAAGGCACUGUGAAUAUCACCGGCUUUGUGUCGCCAUGGAAACCAAGCCGGGUCCAGCAGGAGAUUCAAAUUGGACUUGGGCGUUGGUUCCCGUUGAACCCAAAGAGUGAAACGACGUCUGAAAUGUUGAAAGUGAAAUCUCCUUCAGUCGGUCCUUCUGGGCUCGAUAAAGAUGUGAAGUUCAGCAGCUUUCACACCAGAGCACUAUUGAGUCUUUUCUAGUUCAUGACCUGAUUAAAUUCUUCUGAAUUCUUCAGGAACUUUCCCUUCUGGAUAGAAUUCCCAGAGGCAGUUGGGCUCACUCAUCCCGACUCUGCAGCGGUCCAGAAGUCUGCGUUGCUUCCUGCUGACUGUUGAGAGGAAAUUCCAGCAGGAUUGGGCUCCGCUGUAAGAACAGCCUCGGGUUUAACGGAAAAACUAAACGGAAUAGAUCUCCAGGAAGGUGGGAUCAGAACGGAUCAGUUCCAGACUUCGGUGACUCGGCAGGAGUCAUCGAGGUUUUUGUGUGAAGUGGUCCUACCUCACGCUCUUUACCUUCAGCUCCUGACAGUUUAUCAGUGAACUGAGGCUUUGUGGUGCACUUUGCUUGAGCUGGACGGAUUUUUACCUUCUUGUGGUGUUUUAGCUAGAUGCUAGCAGCUAGCGUUUCCUUCACUCACGGCAACAUGUGCAACACUUCCUGUUUCACGUUCUUAUGUUUGUUCUGAAACUUCAGGUCCCGUUGGUUUCAGCGUCCAUUUCCUUGGCGUGUUCCAAAUGGUUGUCUUAAAGGUCCAAUGUGUGAUGAGUGGGGACACCUAGUGGCACAAUCUGCAAACUGCAACAAACUGGAUUUAAGUUGCCUUCCUCACAAAACCGCUAAAACCCAGUUUUGUCCCUGAAUUCAGUGUCUGACCGUGGUUUCACCAUCUCAUGAUGCUGAUGAAUCCCUGCAGUAAAAAUAACAUUAUGGCCUGCUGAUUUCACGUUUUAACGUCAAAAACGUUUCCAUGAACGGUUAAACUCCUACAGACUGAUUGUAGACGUUCAUUUUGUGAUUCUGAGCAAACGGUCGCUCUAAUAACAGCGUCUACAGGCCAUGGUUUCAUCGUUUCCUAAAGCGUGUGUGUUUGUCAUCUGGAGAACUCCAGGACACAGAUUUAGUUCAAACAUGUGAUGAGGUCUUGGGAACAUUAGUGGUUGUUUUUAGGAGAUAUCGAGGAAUUCCUGUCCUUACGAGAGAAAUCCUACAAACCCGACAGUUGGCAGACCUGUUUCUCGCCACCUGGUGGUCUGAGUUAGAAACUGCAGGUAAAUAAUGUGAAGCUGAACCAGAGACUGUGGCCCCUCGGCUGUUUCAUCGCUACGUUAGAAGCUGAGUCACUGCUAACGAAAACCCAGAUUAUAAAAAAAUUCACUUCACUUUAGAUUCUGACGUCUGGUUAACCCGGUAAUCUUUGAAGUUUGGUUAACCCGGUAAUCUCUCAGGCGACUGGUUAACCCGGUAACCUCUAACCCUAACUAAACAAGAGCGUUGAUGAUUGACAGCUGAGAAAAACUGAAACAUCUUGUAAAGUUUUGACUUGGUAAACGAAAACUCUAAACCUAGUCCUGUUACUGAGUUGGUGCUUGGGGAACGCGGGAGUAAUCACAGCUGAGCACAUCUCAAACAUGUCGGACGAACCAGCUGCUGUGGAAGUUUUUAUCCCGACGUUUGGAUCCAGAAAAACUGCGGUUUGACAAUCGGACCUUAAAGGUCACAGGUGGACUAAACCAAAGAUGUGGGAGAGGCGAAAGUAACUUUAUUUAUUACUGACUUGUGUUGUUAGAUUCUCACUUGUUCUGUUGAACUCUGAGACGGUGGUUGUUGAACGGUACCAAACGUUGAACUGUGAAGGCGAUCGGCUCGGAGCCGGGUCGGAUCUUUUCCUGUUUUCACUUUUGUAUUUAGAGUCUAACUAAACCCUUUCGGCUGUGGAGGCUUGGUCCCGUCUACUCGUCUGUUUGCUUUUCUUUAUGCACUAACCUGUAAACGAUGGUCACUCACACACACACACACACACACACACACACACACACACACACACACACACACACACACACACACACACACACACACACACACACACACACACACACACACACCUAACAUCAGUUAGACACGAGUUUGCUGCCAGUCUUUAGUUUUCUGCAGAGGUGAACAGUUCCUCCACUUGAACACUUUGUUUUCACUAUGCAACAACGGUUCACCGCCUCGGUGUGAGCAGCGCACAGACGCCACGUCGUUCUCUAAAUGUUGUAAAGUCUCCAACGACCUUCGUCUAGUUUGUACAGAGAUGUUUUUGUUAUUGAAGCUGACGGGAGCCAUUCGAUGUUUGAUGAGAGCAUCAUGUUUUUGCUGUAGAUAUGUUUGACAACUUCUUGAAAUGAAUAAAACGUGGAUUUAAUAA
Nothobranchius furzeri (turquoise killifish) is the source of this 4599-nucleotide messenger RNA. RefSeq names its product serine/threonine kinase 35 (gene stk35). Gene Ontology annotation, biological process: protein phosphorylation. NCBI's taxonomy places the organism in Eukaryota, Metazoa, Chordata, Actinopteri, Cyprinodontiformes, Nothobranchiidae. Gene Ontology annotation, molecular function: ATP binding; protein kinase activity. The record is from RefSeq and is a predicted model, not a curated record. Gene Ontology annotation, cellular component: nucleus; cytoplasm.